This is a messenger RNA of Saccostrea echinata, 5458 nucleotides long. RefSeq lists its product as uncharacterized. Gene Ontology annotation, biological process: protein modification process. The record is from RefSeq and is a predicted model, not a curated record. Lineage: Eukaryota; Metazoa; Mollusca; Bivalvia; Ostreida; Ostreidae. The coding region runs from base 174 to 4394 and encodes 1406 amino acids. The transcript is spliced from 15 exons.
GUUUUGUAUUAGGUACUCGUCUAAAGUGUUUUGAAAUCGUCAAGGCGGUUUCCUUUACACAAAUCAAAGAAACAUGUGUACCUACAUGUUGUGCAGAUUUAAAUUGACGUUGUACGUUUGAGUGAACUUAGUUCUCUUCAACCUUGACAUGUCAUCGCCAGUAAUAUUAGCAAAUGAGUGGUAAUGAAGAAAUCAACAUGGCCGACAUACAGGAAUCCGGACAAGGAAUAAACAAACGAAAACAAUGCGAGUCCUUUACUAUUGACUUUUCUCAGGGCGGUGGACAGAAAGAGAAUUUGCAAGACGCCUUUCUAAAAUUUAAGAGAGAUAAACAGAAGGAGAUCAGAAACCAAAAGAAAAUGAAACGGAAAAGAAAGAAAAAACAAAGAAAUCCUCAGCAGAUGCAGAGGUUGAGAGCCAAAUUUGUUGCUCAGGCUAAGAAAUAUUUCGGGACACCAUAUGCAAAACGAUACUGGACCCCAGAUGAUGAGGAAUACUACUCCAAGCGCUUUCUUGACUGCUGCGGUUUGGUACGACAGGUUAUGUUGGAUUUGAGGAAGGACUUUGGAUUCCGCAUUGGGCCGUGGAACCAGGCAUACAUGUAUGACACACUGCCAAUCACGAUAGAGAGAGAGGAAGAUAUGAAGGCGGGGGACCUAGUAUUCAUCUCAGGGAUUUACCCUAAUCCCAAAUCUCGGCAGCAGAAACAUCACAUGACCCAUGUAGAGAUUUGGGCAGGGAAUGGUUGUAAAACUAUUGGUGCUCGAUGGAACAAAGGCAAGGUGCAGGUGUUUGACCAUUACAAGUUUCAACCAAAGAGCUUUCAUAGUGAGCAGUAUUACUUCAAGUCCAUAGACACCUGGCUAGCAGGAACAUGCAAAAGUUUCUGCCCAGAACAUAAAUGGAGAAGAAGAAAGUUUAACCCAAGCAAGAAGUCUGUGUUUUCACUUUCUGGUGAGCAGAAGAAGAGUCCUAAUGCUGGCCCAUCAUCCGAAAAAAGUGAUGAAGAAAAACUAGGUCAAGUGAUGGUUGAGGAAGAAAAGAAAGAAAUGACAACUGAGGAAGAGGGAAGUGAAGAGACUGAAAAAGCUCAGAUGGCUGAGGCAGAGAAAACAGAGGAAGAUGAUGAAUUUGAGGAACAAGAUGAAGAUUAUGAUGAUGAUGAUAAUGAUGAAGAUGAUGGAUGUGAUGAUGAUGAAGAUUAUGAUGAUGAAGAUGAUGAUACCUAUUUGUACCAGGAAGGUGAUGAUGGUCAAGAAGAUGAGGAUGAUAUAAAUGCAACACCUUUGGAUCUUCAGAGUCAGAUUCUUUCCAAUAGCAGCUCUCUGGCUUCUUUGCAGAAUUAUGACUCUAACACAAGGUCAUCAGGAGCAACCAAUCAAAACACAGAAUCUAUACGAAGGAGUAACCUAGCCAUUGAGACACAACUAGCCAGUAAAUGUAUCAUCACUGAUAAAAAUGGUAAAAACAUUAAUAACAACAGUAGCAGUGCCAGUCUAGACUCUGUGUUCUCAAAAGCUACUAACUCCAUGCUCCGUGGAAAAGGCAGUCAAUCUUGUAGUCAGCUGUCCCUACAAGUAAAAGAUGCAACAUCAGAAAACAAAACUGAGGGGGCCACCAGUACAGAACCAGACAAGGUAGCAAGUAAAGCUGAUGUCACCAAGAAAGAGACCACCAUUGGUAAAUCGGAGGUAACCAACCCAGAAAAAACCGACAGUCAGACAGUCAAACAUGACAGUGGUCUGAACCCAACCAAACCUGACACCACUAAAGAUAAACCAGACAUCACCACUAAAGAUAAACCAGACACCACCACUAAAGAUAAACCUGAUACCACUAAAGACAAAUCUGACACCACUAAAGAUGGUGCCACCAAGGAAACUAAAGAGGAGACAUCAAAAGAAAAGAGCAAGAAUGGGAAAAAGUCACCUCAUGUACGCGCCACCAGGCUCCCCGCCUGUAGCCUCCCUGUUAACAUGCAGCCAACAUUUUAUGUGGGUGGAGGAAAUGGGGUGUCUCUAGUGGAGGCCCCACUACUCAAUCUUGGAUGGAAACGAACCAAUGACAAAUAUGAUGAGCGUUUUCGAUUGAAGUGGGUGGAGUGCAAGACUAGAAUCAAUUACAGUGCUUUCAAAGAAGGAGAACAAUUGGUUAAUCAUAUCCCUAAUGGAAACCUUCUGACCAAUAAACUUGGACUACUCAACAGUCUUCAGGAGUACGAGAGAGUUACUAUGAGUACCAAAGGUCGACCUCCAAGGUUACGGUUCACUGACUUCGUUCCUGAGACUUACAGAUUUGAUGAAAAGCAUGACAGAGAAGUGUUCUUGGAACGUUAUAAAGACCCAGAGCUUUGGAUCUGUAAGCCUACAGGUAUGAAUCAGGGGAAGGGUAUUUUUAUCAUCAGGAGUCGGGAGGAGGUUAACAAGCUGAUAGAGGAGCGAGAACAGAGACGAGAACAGCUGGCCAAGUCCUCAAAAACCAUGAUGACCCGUAUUGUUCAAAAGUAUAUAACCAAUCCAUUGCUUCUGACUGAGAGAAAGUUUGACAUCCGUGCAUACAUGCUGAUUGCCAGUACAACCCCGUAUUUGGUGCUAUAUCACAAAGGUUAUGUGAGACUGUGUUGUAAUAAAUACAAUGAAGACUCCAAAGAGUUGUCUACACAUCUCACUAACCAGUUUGUGCAGAAGAAGGACCCUAAUUACAAAGACAUUAAGGAGGAUACAGCAUGGAGCAUGGACAAGUUUAACCAGUACAUUAAUGAGAACAUAGCCCCUCACAAAGAUCUGGAGCAGGACUGGGUCUACAACACCCUUACUAAACAAAUGCAGAAGAUCAUGAUCCACUGCUUUAACAGUGUCAAGCACAAACUCCAGUCCAGAGUGGGAUUCUUUGACCUUUUUGGACUAGACUUUAUGGUAGACACAGACUUCAAAAUUUACCUGAUUGAGAUCAAUGUUAACCCAGCUCUCCACUGUAAUUGUGAGGCUCUGAAGGAGGUGAUUCCCGGAGUGGUAGAAGAGACCCUCUAUGUGACCAUUGAAUGCUUUGAAAAAACACGCAAAAACCAGCAACUACUGCCUUUGAAUUCAUUAAGGAAUUUUUCUAUACUUUACUGUGGUUCUCGGCCAUACAAUAUGCCUUCCAGGCCUAGCCGCAGUGUAUCACCAACAAAAGACAACACACCACAAGAAAAGCGUGCUUCCAUUCCAAACACUGCUGUUCCAACUGCACCACGAUCUCUCCACCGGUUGAGCACAACCAGUACUCCAGUUGUGUCUGCUCCACCGGUUGUCUCCACUCCUAAGCCAGCACUAGCUACUGAAAAGUCAUCCACUGACAAAAACAGUGAAAAAGAAAAAGACUCCACUGUUAAAAAGCAACCAGUUGUUAUGGAUGUUCACAGGGUGUCUAACCCCAAUGCCAAGCUAUCAGAUAUGGUAUCAUUUUCUUCCUCUACCCUGCUGGCAGAGGCUGGGAAUCUCUUAGGCCAGACCUCUCAUAAACUGGAUGAGUCAGCAACAUUGAGAAUGAUCCAUGGUGAUGAGAAACAAACAGAAGAAGAUGAAAAACUGAAAAAGGAGGACAGUAACCUGAAGGAAAAGGCACAAUCUGUAGCCAAGAGCUCAGAAGGUGUUGUACUGAACCUUUCUCCUCCUGAAAAACAAAAGACAACAAUGUCUGAAGAAAAGUCAAGUGCUGCUGACGCUGUAGUCAGUUCUACCACCAAGACCACUACAACCACUUCUACCAGCAAAGCAAAACCAUUUGUAGGCCGGUUGUCUGUUAACAUCACUUCUGUACCUGCUACCUCUACUGUGAGCUCCAUCACAAAACCUAGUCCUGGUGACACCAACUCUUCAGCAACCACCUCAAAACCAGGACCAACUGAAAUCACACCAAAACCAGCACACCCUUACGUUAUAAUGACUAGCACUACCAGCACAAACCUCAUACCAACAAAAAAUGUAUCAAAUUUUCCUCUUAUUACAAACAAUGGAAAUAAAAGUGCUCGCCAUAAUUCAAACUCUCAAUCUCUUCGCUCAUCCAAAGAAACCAGUGGUAAACUUUCGAUGCCUGGAGGCUUGAGUUCAAAUCCUUAUAAUCUCACUAGCUCAUUAGGAAAAACUCAAGGUUCUGCUGUGUAUCUCAACACAGCCACUACUAGAUCUCUUAAUGUGACAGGAUCUAAUGCGUUAUCUACUGCAAAUUCACAUCCAAGCUCCAACAGUGCCAAACUAAUGACUGUUCCCUCCGUUACAAUAUCAGAACCUGGCCCUAAAACAAUAGCAACACUGACUCUAACAAGCUCUAGAAGUGGAUUCAUGGGAAGAAAUGAAGCAAGGUCUGCAGUCCGACGAAGCAGGGACAGGGACAAACCGGACAGGGGGAAUUGACUACUACGCUAUUCCAAGUACAGCUGGGGGUGACAUCUAGUGAGAGAAUAAAACAAGGGAAACAACCUAGUCUAUCACAACAGUCAAUGCAUACAAAGUAUCUGUGAUAUUAUAACACAGGGUACCUAGGGAUUUUAAAGAGCUUACUUUAAUUACUUGAAAUGUACCCACACAAGCUUAAGUGCAGCACUUUUAAUUUUUUUUAUGCAUGUAUUUACAAAGAGCAGGGAUAUUCAGAUUAGCUGUAGAAAAUGAAUCACCUCAUCUGCUAGCUUUAUCAUUUUUCUUAAAGAACAAGACUAUCUUUUCACUAAUAUUUAUUAUCAACAUUAGUGUUUAAUUACAGAUACUCAAAAAAGCCAUUUAAAUCCCAGUAGUUUAACUUAAACAUGUUAAAUAUUACAAGUUUAAUUAUUUUAAUAUUUUUCUCUCCCUACCUUCAUAAAGUUUUCUUUGUCUUUUUUCAUGAUCUUUUCUUCAUAGGUUCCCCCCCCCCCCCCAAGAGUUAGAUGUAGUCAAACUUUUUAAAUUCUCUUGAUACAUGUAGCAGGAACACCUUGACCGGUCUUUGUCAAUACUACGCUUGUUUUAACUUUCAAGGUUCACAAUUGAAAAAAAAUGGUGGUUUACAGUUGUUUUUCUAUUCCUAAUUUUGAUCAUUAGUCCUAAAUCUUACAGAAAUUGAUGUCAUAUUAGGACACAUUUGAGUGCCCUACAGCUGUUUUCAUUAUUAUUUUAUUGUGCCAAAUAUGAUGGAGAUAACAAGAUUUUAUUUACUUGUAGAGUAUAUCAUAUUUAUACAGUUUUAUUAAACAUCUGUGAUACCUAUGUGAUAUAUCUAAACUAAAGAUGCUUCAUUUAUGACUGAACACUGCAUUUAUAACAAUAAGCUGUCCGAGUUUGACUGUGACUUCAGUGCAUCACUGGAGAAACGGAGAUUUUUUUUUGUUGCCACAUUAAGAUUGGAUGAGUUGUGUCUUUGUGCUGAAUGUGGUAUAUUAGCAGUAUACCUUUCUUUCUGUUAUGCCUUACAUAAAUUUUUAAUAAAUUAUUAUUAUAACACA